Molecule: messenger RNA, 1275 nt
Organism: Prorocentrum cordatum
Lineage: Eukaryota; Dinophyceae; Prorocentrales; Prorocentraceae
Source: the annotation of a GenBank genome assembly
AUGGCUACAGGUGCAAUCAACGCGUUCAGCUUGGUGGAGCUGUGGGGCGAGGCGGGCGAGGGCGAGGCCAGCGAGGGCGAGGAGGGCGAGGCGAGCGCGGGCGCACGAGGGCCUGGAAGCGGAGGCGGGGCAGACGCGGCGCCGCCCCCGCAGGCAGGCGCGGCUGCCGGCCGCGCCGCGGCGGGCAGCCUCCAGCGGGCGGCGCCCCGCCCGCGCCGCGGCGGCACGAGGCGCAUCGAGGCCGCGGCUGAGCAGGGCGGCCUCGUCUUCUUGUCGGGAGCCACGGAGGCGAGACCGCUGGCCGCCGGGAAAAGCGGAGUGGAGAAGGGGACGGAGGAUCCGCCGGUGUCGGUUGGCCAGGUGAAGGACCUAUGGCGGAACGCGGAUUUGGGCGCCGACGUGGUGACGAAGUCGCAGUUCCUGCAGCCCGAAGGGCUCGCCUCUCAGCUCGUGGACUCCUUCCGGCACGCCAACGUGCCGGCCGGGCCGGUGGACGUGGCCUCGCUGCCGAAGACGACCCCGCCGGUCAGCCCCGUGCUGGAGCCCGCUCGCCCCUCCCGGCGCAGCGGCGGCGCCGGUGCCGGGCCGCCGGGCGUGGAGGCGUUGAUAGCGAUGGGCUUCCCGCAGACCAUGUGGCACACGAGCUCGAAGCUGAUCCGUGUGGAGGCGGUGGGGAGCGGGUGCUCGGCGGAGCACUUCGGGUGGGCGCCGUCGGCAUGGACGAGCAAAUCGGCUGGUUGCACCAUCAUAUUUGGGAGGCCGCUGCGCGUGACGGAUGUGGUCGACGUGCUCGUGCCGCCCAAGUCUACUCAAGAACGUCCUGGAAGCCUGGGGGUCAAGAGUGGCAAGAUUGGCAUCGUGCUGUCAGUGAGGUGCCCACCACCUGGCGGGGCCACUGAGAAGAAGGGUGGGCCCACGUACUUCGGGGCCGACGGUGUGACGAACAGUGUCAACCACUGGUUCAUAUCAGAGGCUGCGUUGGUGAACGCUCUUGGUUUCAAGGAGAGCUACUGCCACGGCAGGCGGUUCCAGCUCAUACCAGAUAGACGGUUUCGUGAUAAUUGUCCGUUGUUGCCCGUGCUGGGCUACUUGCUGGAGGCGCACGACGGCAAGCGCAAGAAGAAUAACCACAUCUCUUGGGACCCACAAGAGAGGGAGAGGGCGCCCGAGUUGGGCUCCUGGGAUUUUGAGUCGGCGCGCGAGGAUCGGCAGCUGGACGAUACCAGCGAGUUCAACAAGCACUUGCAGGAGGCGGGCCAGGCGCCGUCGGGCUGA